Molecule: messenger RNA, 5159 nt
Organism: Populus trichocarpa (black cottonwood)
Lineage: Eukaryota; Viridiplantae; Streptophyta; Magnoliopsida; Malpighiales; Salicaceae
Product: G-type lectin S-receptor-like serine/threonine-protein kinase At4g27290
Exons: 7
Coding region: 545-3040 (831 amino acids)
Biological process (GO): protein phosphorylation; recognition of pollen
Molecular function (GO): protein serine/threonine kinase activity; ATP binding
Source: RefSeq, a predicted model, not a curated record
CACUGUAUUAAGCAGCCUUUUUGUCCAUCCAGUUAGCCAUUAUAUUACAAAUACACAGCAUAAUCUUGGACAUGGUGGCCUCUCCUUUCCCAUUGAUUGAUCUUUGAAUGCCUUUAUUAUGCCUUGAUUAUCAGCUGCAACCUUCCUUUCAAACUCCUUUUGUUUAUUCUAGUUUUGUCUGAAACAUCAAGUUCUGCAGAGUCAAAGUCUUGAGAAACGAUUAAAAUUAGAUUAGCAGUCUGAAAAACAACCACUUUCUGGUAAUAAAUGGGGACAGACACAACACAUUCAAACACAGAAACUCGAAAAAAGAAGCUUGAUUGGUCACAAGUCUCACCAACCAAAUAAAAAAAGAUCCUUUUUAGCUCCAUACGAAACUCAGGCGUUGACUUUUUAUUUAAAAUUUUAGGUCAUUUUGCCCCCAUCUUCCUAACCUGACAUUAAUCAACGCGAGAGGUGAAUGCACUAUCUUCAGUUUUUAGUUUUCUCAUUCUCAAUCAAUAUUAUAGAAUUAUUGUCCCUUGAAGGUGUAGAGAAAAGUUAAAUGAAAAGGCAUGAAUUCUUCAUGGGAGGCCAAACUAUUUUGUUCCUUUUGUCUAUUGUUUUCUUCUUAUCAAUCCCCUCUACAGCAAUAGAGAGCAUCAAUGCCACUCAAUCACUAGAAGAUGGGGACACCCUGGUCUCAUCAGAAGGCCAUUUUGAGCUGGGUUUUUUUAGUCCUGGAAAUUCCAGAAAUCGGUACAUGGGAAUAUGGUACAAGAAGAUAUCUAGCUUUACAGUAGUAUGGGUUGCCAACAGAAAUACUCCUCUAAAUGAUUCAUCAGGAAUGUUGAAGUUCGUUGACCAUGGAAAUCUUGCCUUUAUCAAUAGUACAAAUGGCACUAUUUGGUCCUCAAAUAUAUCAAGGGCAGCAAUCAAUCCAGUUGCACAACUUCUGGACACAGGAAAUCUAGUUGUGAGAGCUGAAAAUGACAAUGAUCCUGAAAAUUUCUUAUGGCAGAGUUUCGAUUAUCCAGGCGACUCGUUUUUACCAGGCAUGAAAUAUGGUAUAAGCUUCGUGACCGGCCUCAAUCGAUACCUGACAUCCUGGAAGAGCCCCAGUGAUCCUUCUACAGGUAAAUAUACAAAUAAGCUUGAUCCAAAUGGAUUGCCACAGUACUUUUUAUCUCAGGGUUCAGUUGACCAGUUCAGGUCAGGACCCUGGAAUGGACUGAGGUUUAGUGGUAUGAUAAAUUUGAAGCCAAACCCAAUUUACACAUUUGAGUUUGUUUUCAAUCAAGAGGAAAUAUAUUACAAGUAUCAAAUCGCUAACAGUUCAGUCCUUUCGAGGAUGGUGUUAAGUCCUGAUGGUGUCCUGCAGCGUUUCACUUGGAUUGAUCGAACUCAAGAUUGGACCCUAUACUUGACAGCAAAUAUGGAUAACUGUGACAGGUUUGCAUUAUGUGGUGCACAUGGUGUUUGUAACAUCAACAACUCCCCAGCCUGUGAUUGUUUGAAAGAGUUUGAGCCAAAAUCCCUGGAAGAAUGGACAGCUGCAGAUUGGUCACAAGGAUGUGUUCGAAAGGCCCCAUUGGAUUGCAGCAAUGGAGAAGGUUUUAUAAAAUAUACUGGGAUUAAAGUGCCAGACACACGGAAGUCUUGGUAUAACAAAACCAUAAACCUUGAAGAAUGUGAGGAGGUCUGUUUGAAGAAUUGUUCUUGCACAGCUUACGCGAAUUUGGAUGUUAGAGAUGGAGGAAGUGGGUGUGUUCUGUGGUUCGGUGACUUGAUUGAUAUCAGGCAAUACAACGAAAAUGGGCAAGAUAUCUAUAUAAGGAUAGCUGCUUCUGUAAUAGAUAAACUUGUCAAAUCCAGAGGGAAGAAACGAGUAAGGAUCAUUGUUAUUCCCGUAUCACUAGUGGCAUUUUCCCUCCUAGCCCUUUGUCUGUUCUUGCGUUUCCUGAGGAAAAACAAGCAACAGCAGCUAACAAGAGAAGGAAAUGUGGUAACCAAUCCAGAGCAAGACCGCACCAAGGAAAGCAGAAAUGAAGAUUUAGAGCUACCACUGUUUGAUUUGGCUACAUUAACAGAUGCAACCAAUUGCUUUUCGAUAAACAACAAGCUUGGCCAGGGUGGUUUUGGACCAGUCUACAAGGGUAUACUGCAAGAUGGACAAGAAAUAGCAGUGAAGAGGCUAUCUAAAAGGUCAAGACAAGGAAUUAAUGAGUUCAGAAAUGAAGUUGUAUGCAUUGCCAAACUUCAGCAUCGCAACCUUGUGAAGCUUUUAGGAUGCUGCAUUGAAUUAGAAGAAAGGAUGCUGAUAUAUGAAUACAUGCCAAACAAAAGCUUGGACUCUUUCAUUUUUGAUAAAAGGCGAAACAUGUUGCUGGACUGGACUAAGCGCUUCCCCAUUAUCAAUGGGAUUGCAAGGGGACUUCUUUACCUUCAUCAAGAUUCAAGACUCAGAAUCAUACAUAGAGAUUUAAAAGCAAGCAAUAUUUUGCUGGAUUAUGAGAUGAAUCCAAAAAUUUCAGACUUUGGCAUGGCUAGGAGUUUCGGAGGGGAUGAAACUAGCGCAAACACAAGCAGAAUUGUUGGGACAUAUGGUUACAUGUCGCCAGAGUACGCAAUCGAUGGCCUCUUCUCAGUGAAAUCGGAUGUAUUUAGCUUUGGUGUUUUGGUACUAGAGAUAGUGAGUGGAAGGAAGAAUAGAGGAUUCCGUCACGCAGAACACAAGCUCAAUCUUCUUGGACAUGCAUGGAUGCUACACAAGGAAGGAAGACCCCUGGACUUGAUUGAUGAAUCUAUUGUAGACACAUGCAUUAUAUCAGAAGUCUUGCGAUCAAUCGAAGUAGCACUAUUGUGUGUUCAAAAAAGUCCUGAAGAUAGGCCUAAAAUGUCAAAUGUGGUUCUAAUGUUGAGCAGUGACAUUGUUUUGCCUCAGCCCAAGGAGCCUGGUUUUUUCACUGAAAGGGAUCUGUCGAACGAUUCUUCGUCAACAAUCAAGCAUGAAAUCUCUUCAGUAAAUGAAUUAACCUCCACCUUGUUAGAGGCUCGGUAAAACUUGUGAUAGCUCGGAGAUAUUCAACAUUCUCUCUCUCUCUCUCUCUCUCUCUCUACUUCUUUCCUGAGUACGGCUAUGCACUUUGGAUCUAAGAGAAACAAAAGAUGGUUGCAUAAUGAUUAACUCUUUCAACUGCAGGAACCGUCUUCCUUUAAUCUUUCAUCUAAUAUGUGAGAACAGGGAAAUGUCAAGAAAUCAUCUCUAGCCUUGUGUUAAAUAAAUUUCCCAGAAUCAAAAUGCAAGCACAUAAAUGGAAAUAUUGAGAAAAAAAUUAUUUCAUGUGAAAUGUAAAAAGUAUACCAAGAACACAGAAAGUAUGCAAGUCCAACAAAUGCAGCAGUUGUUCAUAGAAAAAACGAUACCGGAUUUUCGAUCUAGUUAACUGAUGAGCUUCCAGAGAUUAAUUUGAAUAAAUUCUCCCUUCUUUCCAAUUACAUUUGUGUAAUUUCAUUGCAGAAUUUUUAAUUUAAGAAAUCCUAUUUCACUACUGAUUCGGUACUUGGUAGAACAAAAUCUUUUUCGAAACAUAGAAACAUCAAAUUCUGCACCUGUAUCUUCUUUAAGGAUCUGCCAACCUUGACCUUCCUUUUUCCUUGGGUAAGAAAUAAAGAAAUUGAAUCUCAGAUAUUGUUAACGAAAAUGAACACAAACUGAUAUCUGAAGAAUGUAGAAGAAAAUUAGCACAUCAUUUUUCAUAGAUUACAGACUACAUAUCUACAUAAUAUAAUUGAAUCAUCAUCCAUAUGGUCAAGAAAUAAUCCAUAAUAAAAUCCAUCCAGAAAGCUUGCAUCACUGUUACCCAGAAACAUCGCACCUUGUUAAGCUUUUCUCAAAUGAUAUAUGGCAGGAGCAAUAUAUGAGUGUAUUUUUGAAGUCAUAGCAGGAAUAGAAAGUGACCUUGUCCACUGCUCGUUGGAAGUUGCCCGCAAUUAGUUGCUGGAUUCAUGAAAAUGUAACGCAGUAAUAUAAUAUUGUCUCUGUCACUCUUCAAUAUUAUGUCCACUACACUGAAACUAGUACAGUGGGCAGAAAGAACUGUCACCAUUUUAAUUGCUGAAGGCUUGGAGUUUAUAGCUUGUUGCAUGAUUGAGCAGGUAAAAUAUCCAUUGAAUGCCAACUGAAGAUAGCCUACCGCGCUUGUAACAGUGUUACAGUAACUUCAUUUGCUGAGUGAGAUUGGUGCUUGUUUGAUGAAGUAUCCUUUUCAGGUGGAUUACUUCCCAUAAAAAAACCAGGCUGUUUAGGCUGAGGCAAUGGAUUUUCACUGCCAAGCAUUAGAACAACAGAUGACAUGUUUGGCCUAUCUUCUGGUCGUUGUUGCACGCAUAAUAGAGCCACAUGAAUGCAUCUUAAAGCUUCCGAAGGUGUGCAUGAAUCAGCAAAGCAUUCAUCAAUUAGUUCCAAAGGAAUCCCAUUAAACCAAAGCAUCCAUGCCUGGAAAGAAUCAUGGCAACAGGUCAGUAGGCUGAUUUUCCCCUAAGGUGCAUAUGAUUGUCGCUGCUGCUAACAUUUCAGGACUACUACUAAUACAUUCCAGAGGAAGGCCAAAAAACUUGUAAAAUUAAUGCAAUAUGUCAAUUAAUCAGAUACCUGAGAGGAACCAAACCAAUACAUAUCACCAGUCUAUUUGUUUCUAAACACUUACAUGCCCAAGAAGGUUUUGGUUGUAGUCUGGGUGACAAAAUCCUCUGUUUUUCUUUCCACUCACUAUCUCUAGGACUAGGACACCGAAGCUGAAGACGUCAGAUUUGACAGAGAAGUGUCCAUCCAAUGCAUAUUCAGGAGACAUAUAACCACUGCAAAUAUAUAUUAUACCAUGAAAGGAAUUUCUCCAAAUACACAAAUGAAAAUCAACUAAGGAAGUACAGGACACUUACUAUGUUCCAACUACCCUCUUUGUAUUGGCCUCAGUUUGAUCUCCACCAAACAUUCUUGCGAGGCCAAAGUCUGAAAUUUUUGGGUUUAACUCAUUAUCCAGCAAAAUGUUGCUGGCUUUGAUAUCUCUAUGAAUGAUCCUCAGUCUAGAGUCUUGGUGAAGAUAAAGAAGCCCUCGAGCUAUUCCAUCAAUGAUGUGAGUACGCUUACUCCAAUCUAGGAAUUUUCUUCUUGUUGGGUC